Messenger RNA from Gekko japonicus, 2475 nucleotides. RefSeq names its product FAST kinase domains 5 (gene FASTKD5). The coding region runs from base 1 to 2475 and encodes 824 amino acids. Lineage: Eukaryota; Metazoa; Chordata; Lepidosauria; Squamata; Gekkonidae. Gene Ontology annotation, biological process: mitochondrial RNA processing; regulation of mitochondrial mRNA stability. The transcript has a single exon. Gene Ontology annotation, molecular function: RNA binding. Gene Ontology annotation, cellular component: ribonucleoprotein granule; mitochondrial matrix. The record is from RefSeq and is a predicted model, not a curated record.
AUGCCUACAAGGAUAAUAUGCCGAAGAGUUGCAGGACGGUCAUGCAGCGUGGCUGCGUUUUGUACGACAACCAAGGUGCCGGACAAGAGGUUAUUCUUUGGCAAAGCAGAAGAGGACCAGAGCUUCAAAAAGGCGGAGAAGAGUUCCAAACCCGUCGUCACGCUCAGGCUAUGGAGACCUUCAGGAUACAGAGUCUCUUUUCGUCCAUCAGCCUACACUGGCGCCAAGUGUGUACCUGAUGAGGACGCAUCUCGUGGCUUGGACGGUGGAUCGCCUGAAAGUGAUCACACUAGCAUUGGUGCCAAGCAGAUCCAGAACGCCUACAGCAUUACGUGCUCACGGAGGCUUUCUAGCACAAAGAACAGGCCGCUGGGUUUGGAAAGCAGCAAGCGUCUCUCGAUCCAAGCUAACUCGGCACAGCCAAGAAAACCGGAUCUUGCGGAAGACGGUGGGGAAGCGGCCGAUCUGGAGGCUCACGAUCCGAAGGAAGAUCCCAGGGCGUUUCAGAAGCAAAGGAACGAAUACCAAGUGCUGAGUUACGAUAGACACAAGCUCCCUCAGCCUCUUUCUGAAGAGGAAGGUAGCCUGAUCCUGCAGGACGUCGCCGUGUCCAAAAGCAGCCUGAAACCACACGCCAUUGCAGGGCAUUUCUUUAGGCUGAGCGGCUUGCCAGUAGACCAGCACGGAAGCCUGAAAUCCAACCCCAGGUUUGCCAUAUUGUGCCACUAUGCAGUUGAAAGCAUCCGGCUCUUUGACCUUCCUGAGCUGCUUAUGGUUUUGAAAGCCUUUGUUCACUUAGCCAUUCCACCGAACCACUCCAUGUUGAAGGUUUACGAAUCAGAAUGCUGCCGUCGGGCCUGGGACAUGGGCCUAGAUCGCCUCCUGCUGGUGGCCGACCUGUGGCGCUGCUUGGGGCGCAGCGUCCCUCGGUAUCUGGAGAUCGCACUAAGCUACGUUAAUCUGCACUGGCAAGAACUCACCUUGCCCCAGCUAGUUCAGUUAAUCUAUAUCAUCGGCGAGGGCCGCAGAGCCCCAGAGGAUUUCAUGAAGAAACUCGACUCCUUGGUCUUGAAGCACUUGAACGCUUUGAGCCUAGAGGAAGUGGGCACCGUUUGCUUAGGGUUCUUCAAGUCCAGCCACGGUCUUUCGGAACACACUAUGCGGAAAAUCGGAGAUAAAGUCUCUGCCCAGAUGGCAGAGAUGAGCGAUUAUGCCUUGGUGAAUGUGCUGAAGAUGUACCGUUACACUCACGUCGAUCAUCUUGAAUUUCUGAAGCAGCUUGGGACUGUCGUUCCUCCACGGAUCCCCGCCAUAGGCACUCAAGGAGUCAUGCACAUCACCCUUGCUUGUUCAGCUUUGCAUUACCGUAACGAAAGGAUUCUGGACGCAGUCGCCUCUUCGGUCCCUUCCAGGGCAGCGUAUUGCCGAAGCAAAGAUGUCGCCAAGUUCUUGUGGUCAUUUGGAUGCCUGAACUACGAGCCGCCUAAUGUAGAGGAAUUUUACACCUGCCUUGAGAAGCAGUUGCGCACAAAGUUGCAUGAGUUUCAGAAAUUCCCCGUGCAUUUGCUCACCUCCUUGCUCGCACUGGCGUUUGCAAAGCGGUUCCCGAAAGACCUGAUAGAUUGCGCUCUGAGUCCCAAGUUUCUCAAACUAAUCGGGGAUGGUAAGCUUGACCUCAAGAAGGAUUUGUUCACCCUUGACGGCACGGUGGAGAUUGAAUGCCCUGAUUACACAGGCAGCCGCCUUGCGCUGCAGCUGAAGCAGGAGGUGACGGAGGUGUUAUGGAAUUCUGCCAAGAAGGACAUCUGCACAAAGCCAGAAGUCAAAGAAGCACUCUCUCUUCUUGAAGACAUGUUGGGCGGUCCCCGGUACAUCAAACAUCACAUGGUCUUGCCUCACACCAGAUCGGCUGAUUUGGAGCUUCGGUUAGACCCAGAGCGGAAGCCAUUGCCUUUCCAUACAGAAGCUGCAGCAGUAAAAUUAGAAUUAAAAGAGGAUGGAAUAUCUCUCACGGAUGACUUAAUGCAUCAGCUGUUGAAGGGGAGGUCUCCGAACCCGUCCCCAGUGGGUAGCAUUGGAAGCAAGGAUGGACCGUGUCUCCAGAAGAGACCGGUACAGGAGGAAGAGUCUCUGUCCACUUGGGAUCACUUUGCAUUUUCUGACGGUGUUCCUCUUACUGGCACCAUCUUGAAGGCGUUGACCAAAUCAAAAACUUCUUACGAAGUCCCGGACUCUAAGCUGAAAGAGCAGCAUCUUGAGGGCACGAAAUUAGCCAUUCAGGUGUCCAAUAGGAACCAGUAUAGCUAUCACUCAAAACACCUCCUGGGGCUCCACCAUUUGAAACGAAGACAGCUCCGUCAGAUCGGAUACACAGUGGUAGAACUGCCCUUCUGGGAAUGGUUUCCCUUGCUCCGGCGUAGCCGGUCAGAAAAACUGAGCUAUUUGCACCAUAAAAUAUUUGAUUCUGUACUGUAA